Messenger RNA from Anopheles gambiae (African malaria mosquito), 1184 nucleotides. RefSeq lists its product as uncharacterized. The record is from RefSeq and is a predicted model, not a curated record. Bases 721 to 1089 code for a protein of 122 amino acids. The transcript has a single exon. Lineage: Eukaryota; Metazoa; Arthropoda; Insecta; Diptera; Culicidae.
UAACGACUGCCACGGUACAGCAAUGUGCUGCGGAUAUGACGCCCGCCGGAUUGUCGCUUGGUAAUGACCCUGGCUGACGCAUUGCUGCCGGAGAGGGGGGGGGGGGGGAUGCAUGAAGGGAUUGUGUGCCGCUGAGCGCCGACGGCGACGUCAUUAGCUUGGCUGGAUGAUCUGCUUCCGCCGCCUUCACCUUCGCGCCAUGCAUCCUUCGGACGCCUCACACACGCUCACUCGCUCAUCUAAUCAAUGUUGAUUUAUUAAAUCAACUACCUCCCGGGUCGGAAGCUGCGCAGUAAAGACGGUUGUACGGUCCACCCCCACUCCGGGGCCGGUACGGGUGGAUCGUGCCACUUCCAACUGGCACUCGGGGCAGCCGGACAGAAACACCGCAUUCAGCCGCGCGACCGGCCAGCCAGCGUUUGCUCUCGUGUGUUUAAUUAGCGCUCGAUCGCGCGCUCCGUCGUACACUCUCUGUCCUCGGGAAAUCGGAAAGGUCUUAGCUAGCCGAGCGUCACGUCGGUGUGUUUCCGUUUUGCUUGGUGUGGUUUUUGUGUUUGUGUUUGACGGGAGAAAUCUGCCCAAGGCUCAAGGUUCUUUCGUACCGGGGGUUUGUAACGUUGCCACGCUACUUCCAGCCAUCAGUCUGCCGGUGAAUCGUCGCUGGUGUAGAGUGUAGUGUUGGUCUGGCUUUCGGGUGUAAACGCUGCGCAAGUGGAAAGCAUGGGUUCGAAGGUGCUACUGUCCGUCGGUGUGCUGCUGGUGGUCGCGGCAGCAAUGGUUGCGUCCAAGUCGGUGCCGGAGCAACGCUCCCAUCUCGAUCUGGCCGAGCUGGACUCGAGCGAGGAGCAGCCGGGCACGAUCGAUCGUGUGAAGGGCUUCUUCGGCGACCUGUCCACCAAGGUGAAGGAGGGCGUGCAGGAGGGCGUCGUCAAGGUGAAGGACGGCGUCAAGAAGGGUUCGGUCAAGGCGAAGGAGUACGCGACGAACGUGCGCGACUACCUGCGGGACAAGUUUAGCAGCGACUCGAAGGAGGCGGAGGUAACGACCAGCACAACGACCACCACUGCGAAAUCAGUUACCGGAUUCUGAUGAUGAUUGUGGACUGGAUGCUCGACCGAUUGCUCGCUGACAAAGCUCUCCAGCUUUUGUAAUAUAAAUAAAGUUUUGUUCUUGAUUACAUCGCA